Didymodactylos carnosus is the source of this 3575-nucleotide messenger RNA. NCBI's taxonomy places the organism in Eukaryota, Metazoa, Rotifera, Eurotatoria, Philodinida, Philodinidae. The record is from the annotation of a GenBank genome assembly.
UUUGCAUCAAAAUGAGACGUCUCUCGGCUCUCCACGACCUUUCUUUCCAAAGUGACAGAAUUUACAAGAAAAGCCCUAAAUGUUCGUUGUUAACGCAAUGCUACAAAAAGGAAAAUUAAUUCAGGGCUUUUCUUGUAAAUGCUAUAACUUUGCAAAGAAAGGUCGUGGAGAGCCGAGAGACGUCUCAUUUUGAUGCAAAAUUUAUGGGCUACAAUUCAAACGGGUUGGAGAAAUAUUCCUGUUGUUUCAGGGGGUUUCUAGAAAACCUGUUUUCCAGAGCGACACGAGGAAAGGCCUAUGAGUGCAAACGGCUAUUAUAUUUAUAAUCAGCACCCUUGACUACAUACAAAUAGCCAGGUUUGAACAAAGUCAGAGUGUAUCACUUCGGGCGGUUCCCUCGCAAAAAAUAUUAAUCAUUUAAAAAUUAUGUUUUAUACUGUUUUAGAUUAGCUGUUGAAAAUGAACAUCUAGAAGUUGUAACAUUAUUACUUCAGUAUUGUGAUGGACAAAAAAUGCGUGAAACUCUAUUACUAGCCAUCUAUUUGGGACAUGUUCAAAUAGCUGAAUUAUGUUUGAGACAUCCAAAAUUUAAAUUUUUAAAUGAAAAAAAAUUUUUAAAUGGUGAUACUGAUUCAUUUUGGCAAAAACCAUCAUCGGAUGAUGCACAAUUUUCACCUGAUAUUACACCAUUGAUACUUGCCUCUCAACAUAAUCGAACAGAAAUUGUUCAAUUACUCUUGAAAGGUGGUGAUCGCAUUACCAAACCGCAUGAUUAUCAUUGUAAAUGCCAAGAAUGUCAUAAUAAAUUUAAAUUUGAUUCAUUAAGACAUGCACAAUCACGUUUAAAUGCUUAUCGUGGUUUAGCAAGCGAAAGUUAUAUAUCAUUAGCUAGUUUUGAUCCAAUAUUGACAGCAUUUGAACUUGGACAUGAAUUAAGAAAUUUAUCAGAAAAAGAAAAAUAUUUUAAGAAUGAAUAUAUUGCUUUAGCUGAUCAUUUAAGUUCAUAUGCUGUUAAACUUUUAGACAAAGUACGUGGACAUAAAGAAUUAGAUUGUGUUUUGGGAAAAACUGGAAAAGAAACAGAAGAAAAAUAUUUUACAUUGGCUCGUUUAGAUUUAGCCAUUAAAUAUCAAGAAAAACCGUUUGUUGCCCAUUCAAAUUGUCAACAAAAACUAAUUGAAAUAUGGCAUACUGGUAUAAGAAAAAUAUUUAAAUUAAAUCAAUUAAUUAUAUUUUCACUUAUAUUUGUAUACAUUAUUUUAUGGCCAUUUAUUUGUGUCAUGUACAUAUGUGCAUCAUGGAGUAAACGUACAAAUAAAAUUCAACAAUUUCUUAAACAACCAUGUAUUAAAUUUCUUAGUCAUAUAAUAUCUUAUGUUAUUUUUAUUGUUUUUAUUAUUGUUUCAAGUCUAUUAUUUGCAAGUGAAUUAAAACAAAAGAAAAUAAAAUUAUCCGAUUAUAAUCCAAAUAUAUCCAUGGCACUUCAAAAUUCAAUUAGUCAAUGUAAAACAUCAUUGUAUAAUUGUACAUAUAUACCAGAAUAUUCUGAUUUUUAUUUUCGAAAACAGUCGCCCACUUGGUCAGAUGUUGCAAUUUCCAUAUUUGUUAUUGGUUUUCUAUGGCAUGAAAUAAAACAAAUUUAUAUCGAUGGUAUUAAAGAUUAUCUAUUGUCAUGGAAUAAUAUUGUUGAUUCUUGUAUGAAUAUAUUAUAUCUAUCAUCAUUUGCUCUCAAAUAUUAUGUUUUUAUUGAAGUCACAUAUGCUCUUAAAAGACUAUCUCAAGCGGAUUUUCAAGAUAAAGUUUCAACUGUAUUUAAUUCAACUCCCUCAAAACAGAUGGAUGUUUGGUAUACAUUUUAUUGGCUGAAUGCUGAUCGUUUUUAUUGGGUACCAUUUGAUCCAGUCAAUGUUGGCGAAGGAUUCUUUGCCAUAGCAAAUAUAUUUAGUCUUUCUAGAAUUUGUUUUCUUUUACCAGCAUUUCAACAUUUAGGACCAUUACAAAUAUCAUUAGGACGAAUGAUGUCCGAUAUUGGCAAAUUUAUCAUAAUAUUUAUGAUUAUAUUUUGUGCCUUUAUGAUUGGUUUAAAUAAUUUAUUUUGGUAUUACAGUUUUACAGCAAGAAGACAUGUUCAAAUAGGCACACAUAAUUUGACAAUUGAUAAUAAUCGACCGUUUAAUGCUGAAAAAUUUUUUGGAACGUUGGGUGACACAUUUAAAACUGUAUUUUGGUCAUUAUUUGGUUUAUCAGAAAAAGAAGGUGUUCUACUAGGCGCUUAUCAUAGUAAAUUUACGGAAAUUAUUGGCUAUUUGAUAUAUGGUGCUUUUAAUAUUGCCAGUGUAAUUGUAUUGCUUAAUAUGUUAAUUGCUAUGAUGUCAAAAAGUUACGAAACAAUAGAAGAACAUGCUGAUGUUGAAUGGAAAUUUGCACGUAGUAAACUGUACAUGGAAUAUAUCAAAGAAGGUGCUACAUUACCCGUUCCAUUCAAUAUUAUUCCCACACCUAAAAGUCUCUAUUAUUUGUAUCAAAAAAUAAUUCAACGUAAAAAAUUACGUAAACGUCAUCAACGUGAACAACAACAAAUAGGAGGUGAACAUUUUACACAGCCAGAUACAUUUCGUCAACCAUUUCCACAACAAAAUGGUCAUGAUAUUAAUGGUGUUAGAAAUUCAUCAGCUGAUAAUAAUAGUCAAAUUCAAACACGUCGAAUAUCAUUUGAAAUAAAUCGACCAUUAACAUAUCGUAAGGUAAUGGAACGUGUUGUUAAACGUUUUUUGUUACAUAAACAACGAGAAGAACAAGCCGAGAUACGUGAAGGAGAUUUUGAAGAAUUAAAACAAGAUGUACAAAUGUUAAGAUUUGAAAUGAUGAAUCGUUUGGACGAGACAAAAGAAGAAUUACUUAAAACAUCGAGUUUAUUAAAUGAUGGUGUAAUGUAUGUUUGUGAACAAUUAACCUAUCUAAAUACUGAUAUAAAUCCAAAUGGUGUUGAACAAUUUCAAACAUUUAAACAAAAUAUGGAAACAAAUUUGGUGAAAUCUUUCGAUAGUGGAAUGGAUGAUGUUACUACAACUCGUCCACAAUCCCUUAUAUCUGAUUUAAAUUCAUCUCCAAGGACAUUAGCGUCUUUAAAUAUAACAUCCAUGCCUAAUUUAAAUACAAACGAUUCAAUUAGUUGCGAUUUAAUAUCUAGUUUACCUAUACUUCAUACAUCACAUUCUCAACCGACUUUAUUAACGAAUGAUGAUGACAAAAAUAAUUUAAAAGAUAAUUUAUCAGAUGAUGUUUCAAUGGAAAAAUCAACCGACUAUACGCAUGAAAUAUUCACUCUUAACCCCAUUCAAAUUAUUAAAGUAUUGAGUCCAAUACGAAUACAUAUAAUUGAACCAAUAGCUGAAGAAAACUCUGAUGAUUUAGAUAAUGAUAUUAAUUUGAGGACAAUAUCAACCAUAAAACAAGAAGAAAAAAAUAAUUUACAAAUUUCAACAGUAGUUGAUAUCACAGAUGAUACCGAUAUUGAAAUAGAUGCUAGUGAACAUUCAUGUCAAACAUCGGAUCAUGAAGAUGCUCACUUUUAA